This is a messenger RNA of Colletotrichum truncatum, 1281 nucleotides long. Its product is annotated as Upc2 protein. Gene Ontology annotation, molecular function: DNA-binding transcription activator activity, RNA polymerase II-specific; zinc ion binding. Gene Ontology annotation, biological process: regulation of transcription by RNA polymerase II. Lineage: Eukaryota; Fungi; Ascomycota; Sordariomycetes; Glomerellales; Glomerellaceae. The record is from RefSeq and is a predicted model, not a curated record.
AUGACGAACAACGACAGUCGUUCUUCCAAAAACCCCACCACUUUAUACCGCGCUUCGCAUAAGAAGUCUCGGACAGGCUGUCAGGAGUGCAAGCGGCGUCAUGUCAAAUGCGAUGAAAGGCGUCCAAUAUGCGCCAAAUGUCGAGCAUUCAACCGAGUUUGUCAAUAUUCCCAUCCGUCGCCAAAAGGUACCAAGAAAAGUGCUUCUGCCACCAGAAGCUAUAUGAGCGAUUGGCUGAAUGGAGGCCAAUACCCGGAGUCAGGCUCGGGGCCCUCAUCACCCCCCUUGAACGUUACAAGCGUCAUCAACAACUUUAUUCUUCGCAAGGGGGGAGCAAAACUACCUAGUCCUGAGACCAGUCAGCCAUUUACUAUAGACCAUAUAUACCUUCUCAAUCACCUCUUGACUGGCAAUCCGGUCUUCACCGUUGUCGAUGAUUUUACGAAACCUUUCCUCAAAGCAAGUCUCGAUGUUGCAUUCGUCACACCGUACGUCAUGGAUGCUUUGCUGGCCCUAGCAGCGCUGCACUUGGCUGAAGUCUUCCCCUCCAAAGCCGACCAUUACAGCUCCUUGGCAACAAAUCUCCAGACAAGGGCUCUCGAGAUCUUUAAUAAAACCAAACCGGACCUGUCUGAUACCACUUGCGUUCCGCUUUUCCACUUCACGGCGGUCAUCGGCAUCCUAGCGUUACACAAAACUCUGCGGAACCAUCGAGAAGAGGGGUGUUUCCAGGAUUUUCUCGCCAGUUUUGCCGACUACCUUGAUAUACAUCGGGUCGUACGUGGUAUCACAGCCAGUAUGUGGCAAAAUGUCCGAGAAAACUUUCCACAUCGUUCGAUGAGCGCUAUAGAUAGUGGACGAUGUUCAGAUGGAAACCCGGAAGCAAUAGCACUUCAUGAGAUGCUGGAUCAGAGCAACCUAGAACCAAGUCCACUGGCUGCAUGUCGGGAGGCAGUCGAAGUGUUAGGUUUUUCAUUCGACACGUACCGCAGCCUCGCCAAACAAAGUGCCCAUCGGUCUCCUUCCGUGAUGGCAUUUGGCACACGCAUUAACAUUGAGUUCAUUCAUUUGCUGCGCCAAUAUCAGCCAGAAGCAUUGAUUAUCAUUUCAUAUUAUAGUGUUCUGCUGCAGUGGAGUCGCGACUUUUGGGUCAUCGGUGAUGCAGGUCAGUUUAUGCUGGAUUCCAUUUCAAACAUGCUGGAUGAGAAAUGGCGCAAGCUCUUGGUUCGCCCUCGAGAUAUGAUGUUAAAUGCCAAGUGCUAUGAAGCACUCUCGCAAUAA